AUGGGUUGCUGUGCAACUAUCCUUCGUGUUUUUAUUGGGUUUACUGCACUCAUAUCAGCUGUUGUAUUUGCAGCUGGAGUUGCAAUGCUUUUCCAAAAGAAUGCAAGUAAUGAUGCUGAAAGUAAACCUAAAUACAAAUUUGAUACACAUCAAUUGUGGUAUCGAGAAUAUACUAACUCCGUAGCAAUUUUAGUCGUUUUAAUUAUUUUCCUUGUCUUCUUCAUUCUUACUUUCAUAUCAGCCGUCAGUGUUUGCUGCGUAAAAGCACGAUAUACUCGAAUAAUGGUGUUUAUAGAGUCACUCAUUGCAUUAGUUCCAUGCAUUAUUGUAUUUAUUGUUUGUACAUCAAAAAGAGAAAUGAUUCUUGUUAAAAAUGCAGAACAAAAAUUCAAAGAUAGUUUGAGUGUUGUAAAAAACGUUGGCAGUAGUGUUCUUGAGUUAGUAUUUGGCGAAAGAAACGAAACACAAAAAAGAAUUGUUGAAGCCACGAUUAAUUUAAGCAAUGUUUUUGAUUGCUGUUAUUGGAAAGAGCAAACAGUCGAAACAGAGGGAUUCUGUACAUAUAUGGCUGGUAAAUUUCUAUUAAAUCUGAAACCACGCACUUUUCGCAACAGUUGCUAUAAACGCCUUAUGGCAGGUGGAGAUGCUGGUUACUUAUAUGACCCAUGGUUCAAAUAUCCCACAUUCAUUUUUGGUAUUGUUGGAUUAAUUCUUAUAAUCCUCAUUAUUCUUUGUUCAAUUUCAUUUUGUAUACCACAAAGUAGCUUUUCUGGCAAUGAUAAAUCAUCAUCUUCAUCGUCCAGUUUCUCAUUAUCUAGCUAA
Molecule: messenger RNA, 822 nt
Organism: Trichomonas vaginalis G3
Lineage: Eukaryota; Parabasalia; Trichomonadida; Trichomonadidae
Exons: 1
Coding region: 1-822 (273 amino acids)
Source: RefSeq, a predicted model, not a curated record